Molecule: messenger RNA, 2259 nt
Organism: Lizanozyma spartinae
Lineage: Eukaryota; Fungi; Ascomycota; Pichiomycetes; Serinales; Debaryomycetaceae
Gene: MES1
Product: methionine--tRNA ligase
Exons: 1
Coding region: 1-2259 (752 amino acids)
Biological process (GO): methionyl-tRNA aminoacylation
Cellular component (GO): cytosol; aminoacyl-tRNA synthetase multienzyme complex
Molecular function (GO): ATP binding; methionine-tRNA ligase activity
Source: RefSeq, a predicted model, not a curated record
AUGCAGUUGUUUGGAUCAACCAGUAGCUCGUUAUGGGCUUUGUCUACCAACUUGAAGUUUGCUCUUGCCACCAAAGUGUUUGCUCCGUUGACUAUAAAUACCGAACCAGACUCCGUGGUGCAAUUGAAGGAUAAAGAUUUCGAAUUGUUUGAACCCAAUGCCAUAGUCCGUUAUUUGGCCGAUGACUUUGAAGAUGAUUCCUUGGUUAAUGCCGAGCAGACUAUUUUGUAUCGUGGUAUCAAGCUGAACAAGAAGGAGAAGGCUGUAGCUGCAUUGCAAGAGAUGAUUAAUUGUGCCACUAAGUGGUACGCCAAGGCAGAAGUGACUGCUCAUCAAGUGAUUGUAUUUGCCUCAGUCUAUGCCAUAUUAAAAGAUUCAGAGGAUACAGACUCUGAAGUGUAUCAAUGGUUUAACCAGUUUAAGCAAUUACCUAAAGUCCAAGAUGCUAUUGCCUUGGCUCUUCUGAUCACUAAAGUUGAAAGAACCCCAGAAACCAAUACGGGCGUCCGUAGAGUUAAGUUGGAUCAUAAGGUUAGAGUUUUAGGCAAUAAUAUCUUGCCUAAGGAAGGUGAAAGAAAUAUCUUGAUCACCAGUGCCUUACCAUAUGUUAAUAACGUUCCUCAUUUGGGUAAUGUGGUGGGGUCUGUGUUAUCUGCUGAUAUUUACUCUCGUUAUGCAAAGAACAGAAACUAUAAUGUUCUUUUUGUUUGUGGUACCGAUGAAUAUGGUACUGCUACUGAAACCAAGGCCUUGGAAGAAAAGGUUACUCCAAGACAAUUGUGUGAUAAAUAUAACAAAAUCCAUAAAGAUGUCUAUGAUUGGUUUGACAUCAACUUUGACUACUUUGGUCGGACUUCAACUCCUCAACAAACAGAAAUUGCUCAAGAUAUCUUUAACAAGUUACAUCAACAUGGUUACUUAGAGGAACAAACCAACGAACAAUUGUAUUGUGAAACCCAUAAUGCUUUCCUUGCUGAUAGAUUUGUUGAAGGUACAUGUCCUAAAUGUGGUUAUGAAGAUGCUAGAGGUGAUCAAUGUGAUAAAUGUGGUAAUUUGUUGGACCCUUUUGAAUUAAUUAAUCCUCGUUGUAAAGUUGAUGAUUCGACUCCUGUUAAGAAAGAAUCCACUCAUAUUUACCUUAAAUUGAAUGAAUUGGAACCAGAAUUGAAAGAAUGGGUUGCUGAAGCCAGUGAAAGGGGCCAUUGGUCCAAAAACUCCAAGACAAUCACCAACUCUUGGUUGAAACAAGGCUUAGAACCAAGAUGUAUCACUCGUGAUUUGGUUUGGGGUACUCCAGUUCCCUUGGAAGGUUACGAAAAGAAGGUGUUGUACGUCUGGUUCGAUGCCUGUAUCGGUUAUGUUUCCAUUACUGCAAAUUACUUUAAGGACAAGAAUCCAAACGAUUGGGAAAAAUGGUGGAGAAACCCCGAAAACGUUGAAUUGUAUCAAUUCAUGGGUAAAGAUAAUGUUCCAUUCCAUACCGUGGUCUUCCCAUCUUCUUUAAUUGGUACUCGUGAUAAAUGGACUAAAUUACACCAUUUAAAUACUACCGAAUACUUGCAAUACGAAGGAGGUAAGUUCUCUAAGUCUAGAGGUGUUGGUGUUUUUGGUAACAGUGCUAAGGAUACUGGAGUUCCCGCAUCUGUUUGGAGAUACUAUUUGGCAAGUGUUAGACCAGAAACUUCAGACUCUCAUUUCUCUUGGGAUGAAUUUGUUACCAAGAAUAACAGCGAAUUGUUGGCUAACUUGGGUAAUUUUGUUAACCGGGUAGUUAAAUUUGCCAUUGCCAAAUACAACGGUGUUGUACCUGAGUUCAACACCAAGAACAUUAAGGGUUACGAGGAAUUUGAAUCUGAUGUCAACGCCAUCUUAAACAACUAUAAUGAUCAAAUGGAACAAGUUAACAUGAGAAGAGGUUUGGAAAUUGCCAUGUCCUUGAGUAGUAGAGGUAAUUUGUUCUUACAAGAUAACAAAUUAGAUAACAGUUUGUAUUCCAACUUCCCAGAAGUUUCAGAUGCUGUUGUUGCUGUUGCCUUGAACUUGAUUUACUUAGUUGGUGCUGUUAUUUCUCCAUUUAUGCCAGAAACAAGAGAUCAAAUUGAUGAAAUCUUGAACACUCCAAGCUUGUCUAUCACAGACAAGUUUGUUUUACCUUUGGAACCUGGCCAUUGUAUUGGUAAGGCCCAAUACUUAUUCAAACGUAUAGACGAGAAGAAGAUUGAAGAAUGGAGAGCCAAAUAUGGCGGUCAAAAGAAGUAG